Molecule: messenger RNA, 5471 nt
Organism: Gallus gallus (chicken)
Lineage: Eukaryota; Metazoa; Chordata; Aves; Galliformes; Phasianidae
Gene: DKK2
Product: dickkopf WNT signaling pathway inhibitor 2
Exons: 5
Coding region: 1794-2480 (228 amino acids)
Biological process (GO): negative regulation of canonical Wnt signaling pathway; multicellular organism development
Cellular component (GO): extracellular region
Molecular function (GO): co-receptor binding; receptor antagonist activity
Source: RefSeq, a predicted model, not a curated record
CCUGGUAGAUCCUGCAUGGUACUUUCGUGCUUUAGAAGUUGUUUGUGUCUUUGAAAUUCUAGAUUGCAGUGCCUCUGUACAUCUGAAAAUUGCAGAUGCUUCUUGGUAUUUUUGUGUCUGUACCACUUUUUUUUUUUUUUUUUUUUUUUUUUGAGUUGAAACUGUGAGGUAGUUCUGUGUCUUUAAAAAACAUAAGAACUGCUGCAAUGAGGAGCAUAGGAAAUCCACAGUGAAGUUUGGGAGUCUGCAUUUGACCAGUUUGAAGCAUGGGCUGAAUGCUGAUUAAAAAUCAAAAUAUCACACAGAAUCAUAGAAUUAUACCUUGUUUCUCUGCAAGUAUUAUCUAUCCUUUGCACAAAUACUGUGGAGGCAAAAAAGAUCUUGUACUAGUCACCUUCAUGCUUUUGUGAAAGAAGGAAAGAGGAAAAGACUUCCCCCAAAACAUAGGUUUAGAAUCCUCAGCCUUCUGCUUGAGCAGCUUGUUGCUCAGCAGCUGCCUUGCAGCAAGGUGGGUUGCUGCUGCCUCAGGACCCAGGAUUCAGUCUGUUCCUGUUUCUUCAGAGAUGCUGCAAGCUGUCUUCCCAUCAGAGCAGCAAGUUACAAGGUAGGUCUUGCCCUGUUGGAAGGAUACCCAGUAAAUUUAAAUUAAUAUAUUGAAACUCAUUUGAAUGCAGAUGACUGAUUAACUUCAUCGUUAGCUGAAUCUGGAGUGAUUAAAAAAAAUGAGUUUGGGUAUCUGUCUUUGAAUGUCUGAAAAGCUUUGAGCUUUCUUCCUCAUUGCCUUCACAUUUCUGAAGGAUCUGGAUUUAUGGGGACCCUCUUAUUUACUUCAAGGAAGUUUGAAUACAACUUGCUUCUUAUAUUUAUUAUGUAAUUUUAAUGUUACUAAUAGAUAUUUAAUUCAGAUGCAAUCUGCUUGCAGUCUGGCCCUUUUACGUGCUAUGUGCCUCUCUUCAGUACCACACAUGUCCAUGUAUUUCAAGAAGAGCUGAAUGAUACUUGCAUGAGGUCAUCAUAUUGUGUUUCUUAUUGUCAUGGAUUCUUGUUGUGUGUCUCAUCAGCUUAUUUUGCCUUCUUUGUACUCCUCCCUUAUUCAAGGCGACUUUGGUGGUCAGUGCUCCAUUGCUGACUUAUAAAUUUCUGUUGCUUCCUCUGUAAAAGAAGCACAGGAAGAUUUCUUUUUUUUUUUUUUAAGAGUAUAUAUCACAGCCAAAGCACUGCUACAACAUGUGGUCUUACAGCACCCAAUGAAGCAAAACCUGCAGGUGUUAUAUGAAUUUGGUACCAUAUAUGAAGCAGGGCAGAUUAGCACUAAGCCUCCAUUGUGACUUAUGUGGAGAACAUGAUGAAGAGAUAUGAAUUGUAACUUGUGUUAUUCCCAGCAAGAACACAAAACGUGACUAUGUCAGCCAGUGAUAAUAGGAAGAGGAAAUUCAGGAUUGACUUCUUAUUAGAAAUCAGGGAGCUGUCACUGGUUUAUGUUUCCCCAUCUCAGCUUGGGCCUGUGUGAACAGGUGGGUGAGUGACUUACUCCCUUGCGUGUGGCUACCCGUGCACAUAGGCGCAUACACUACUCAUACAUGUCCAAGUUGCCUGUUUCUCUGUGCUUUUACAGAUCUGUAUUUGUGUGAAUUGCUGUCAGCUUCCAAGAAAACUGCCUGCUGGAGCCUAUCCUGCCAUUCUGCUAGCUGCUUGCACUGGCUUUGGAACUUGCGAGGGCCGCGGUCCUGAUCGUGGAGAGCUCCCAGCUAGACAGCUCCAGCUCCAAGGUGAACUCCAUCAAGUCCACCCUGAUGGGGGAGGCUCCAACUCAGGCAACCAACAGAUCCGCAGGCAUCCACCAGGGACUGAAGCUUGCUAGCAGUAAGAAGGGGAAAAUGCUAGAGCAGAUGAGAAAACCUCCCAAGCACUAUCACCGGCAAGGAGAGGUCUAUCCUUGCACCAAUGAUAAGGAAUGUGAAGUUGGGCGGUACUGUCACAGUCCUCAUCAAGCAUCUUCUGCGUGCAUGUUGUGCCGGAGGAAGAAGAAAAGGUGCCACAGAGAUGGCAUGUGCUGCCCUGGGAAUCGCUGCAACAACGGUAUUUGUGUACCAGUAACUGAAAACAUCCUCACGCCUCACAUCCCUGCACUAGACGGGCCACGCAACAAGAAGAACAGUCAUUAUACUAGCAAGGAUCUGGGAUGGCAAAACUUAGGGAGGGCACAGUCCAAGCUGUCGCACAUUAAAGGACAUGAAGGUGAUCCCUGCCUGCGGUCAUCAGACUGUAUUGAGGGACACUGCUGUGCUCGCCAUUUCUGGACCAAAAUUUGCAAGCCUGUAUUGCAUCAGGGGGAGGUGUGCACCAAGCAGCGCAAGAAAGGCUCCCAUGGACUGGAGAUUUUCCAACGAUGUGACUGUGCCAAAGGGCUGUCUUGUAAAGUAUGGAAAGAUGCAACCUCUUCUUCUAAAUCAAGACUUCACGUGUGUCAGAAAAUCUGAAGGGUAGAUAGUACUAAGUAUUAAGUGACUGGUUUUCUGUAUUUAAUGUGUUACAACAUGCUGGGAAAUGAGGACUGCAUGUGAAAGAGGAAUGGCUAAAGUAACAAGGUAGGAGUAGAGAAAAGUCACAUCAAAUGCAUUUCUUUUUGAGCUGGUGGAAAACACCAGAGCAGCCAGAGAUUUCCCACUAAUAACUCCUACAGUCUGUGGGAAAUGCUAGUAUGCAAAUAAGUACAGUGGAAAUUAAUGCCAUUUACCUUGCUGUGUUGUCCCAUGAUGUUUCAGGGGCCAGUAUAAGGGCUACAGUGGCUUUCCACAAUGGCUGUGCCUGCUAAAUAAAUUGUAUACAUUGUACUCCUAUAGGAAGCAGCGCAUUCCAGGAAGACUUGUCUGUCAACACAUUAUCAGUGACUAAAAUAUUAUUCAUUGCAGGUGCGAGGGAUAGAAGUACAGUUACUGUGAAUCUCCAUACGCUUGUCAUACAGGGCUGACACUUCAGCAAAGAAAGCAUGCUUGCAGGACUGCUACAAGAAUCCUAAAUUUUGUAGGCCCUCACAAAAAGGUGAAAAUUUGCCAUCUCAUGAUUUCAAGACAGCAAGCAGUUUCUCUAAUCAGAGUCAUUUAAACAGGGUUUUCUUUCCUAUAUUUAGGCGAACUGAAAUGCUUUAUGUAGUUCAAUGUCAUAGUAGGGCACUUAAUCGCUUGUAUUUGUCUCAGUUUACUGCUAGUGUACAUUGGAUUGAGCAGAUGAAACAAAUACAUGCAUGCUGAAUCCAGAAUUAUAUACAGGCAGUUGCUCAUUAGACCUAAAUAUACUUUCUUUUCCUAAACAUACCUGCAUUAUAGACAUUUCCGAAGAGACAGCGGAGUGCUGAAUAUCUAACAUUAAGAGAUAUGAAAUUGUGCCACUGUUACUGUUAUAACAGAAGAUGUAGGCACUUGUUGGGGAAUUUAGACUGUACUGCUAUCAACUAAAAGUUUUACUUUUCAAUAGUAGCAAUGGGCUACAGUUUGCUAUUAGUGCUAAAUCUGAUUGCAUUCUGCAGAAGUGUAAAUGGAUUUGUUUUUUAGAGGUAGCGAAGAGAAGAAAAGAGUUGGCUCUUGUGAGCACUUCCUCUCCUGCAGAAAACAAUGCAAGAAAAUAUGGUACAGCCACAAAAGACUUAUUAAGCAUCAUGUGAUGAUGCAGCAUAACAGUUUCUGGCAUGUAUCUAAUAUGAACUAGAUCUCUUCUAAAGGGAUCUUCUCUGGAUUUUUCUGUCAGGAAUUCUGGAAGUACAUGGACUAUUGAAACAACCCUAUGUUGUUUGUGUAGCAGUUAGAAGUCGAAGCAUGGAGACUAUCCUUUUUUUCUCACAGUUCUUUUUAAACUUUUGUCAUUUUACUUGUUCACAAGUAAUUCCUUUGUAUAGAUGUUGAUAAAGAGUAUGAUAUUUCUUUUAAGAAGUCUGAUUUUAUAACUGACCUACUGCUAAUCUGUGAUUACCCAUUUGUAAUUGCUCAUUUUCACAUUUUGUAACACACAAGACUUUUCUGUUUCAUCAGUUCUGAACAUAUAUACACCAAUACGUAGUUUCGAGACCACGUCAUCCUAUACCUAAAUCACUUUUUUCCACUGAGACAUGUCUACCAGUGGUUGCUUUAAGGUUACACCUUAUGCAUCCACUGAGGCUCAGAUUUUCUAAUAAGAAUACAUUGCCCUUAGACUCUUAGGAAAGCAAAUUAAGAGUAAUUCACAAUAUCUCUUACCUUACUGGAGUUAUUUUUUAAUUGCCAUAAGGAGCUGCUCUGGGGUGGGCUCUUCUGUUUUUUAACAGUCUGAGUCAGACUUCAAACUCAGUCCUACCAGCUCCACUUUGGUUAUUUCAAAGGAGUUCUUGUGUACCUAAAACAGGAAUAAGGUUCAGAAAUAGCAUAAUUUCAAGAUAUUAAAAAAGUACAGGAACUGUACUUUUAAAUAACACUGUCUGUGUUAUUUACACUGACAGCACAUGCUCAACAGAGGAGCUCUGUUGCCUUCAUUUCAACUAUGUGUACAAGAAAAUGUAACCCAAAUGGAGCAGUGGGGUUGCAGAAAUGGGCUCAGCAAUUUUUGGCUCUUCUUAUCACUAGCCUAACCCUCUCCCUUCUCCUCUUACAAAACAUAGUUAUGUGGGAUAAUUUAUUUACAGGAAAUGUUUAAUGAGAUGUAUUUUCUUAUAGAGAUAUUUCCUACAAAAAGCUUUGUAGCAAAAUAUAUUUGCAGCCUGUUGACUUUUAAUGUAGAAAAAUGUAUAAUAAGAUUAAAUAUAUUAAAUGUCCUUUCCCAUUUCUCCACAAAUCUUUUACUUACCUGCUGCUUCAGAAGAUUAGUUCUUUUUUUCUGGAAGGAUAUGAAUACUUUGGCUGUAAAAGUAAAAGCAUCCAAUUUCCCUUGUCUCACGGCAAUAUGUAGGCUGAGUUCCGGUCAAACACAUAAAGGCCAGAUUAAAAUGAUCACACAUCAUUUCCACUAAAACAUUUGAGAAUAAGAUUUGAAAGUAAUGCAUCUGGAUGCACUGCUUCAACUAGGCUUAAAAAGGAAAGAGCUCAGACACAUUCCCUGGAUAGCGAUACAAACCUGAGACUCACAGUGGGUACACCUGACAUUAAAAUUACAAUGGCAUUUUGCUAUAGAUUACAGCAUACAAAUACAUUGCUACAAGAUAAAAAGCUAGCAAAUCUGAAAUGGUAGACAACUAGUAUUCAGCUCUAAUAACAUGAAAUAAUCCAUAUGACCCAAAAGAAAACAUUGCUACAAGAAACAGACAAGUUUUGAGCCCAGGAAAACCCUUGCAGGUCUCAAUAACUAUUGCCAAAUAAAAGCUGUGGUUAUUGAGCAAUGGUCUCAAUAUUCUUCUUGCUUGUUUCUGGGAAUCCUUUGCUCACACAGAUGUACACUUGGGGAAUGAAAUGGUCCCCAAGUAGCAUUAGCGUUUGUAAAAAAUAAAAAGGUUUUGCUACUGUUCCUUA